Messenger RNA from Branchiostoma floridae (Florida lancelet), 4518 nucleotides. Its product is annotated as vacuolar protein sorting-associated protein 45-like. Bases 122 to 1867 code for a protein of 581 amino acids. Lineage: Eukaryota; Metazoa; Chordata; Leptocardii; Amphioxiformes; Branchiostomatidae. Gene Ontology annotation, cellular component: Golgi membrane. Gene Ontology annotation, biological process: intracellular protein transport; vesicle-mediated transport. The record is from RefSeq and is a predicted model, not a curated record. The transcript has 17 exons.
ACCCCUAUAAGAGAAAUAGAACAAUCCAUUUCGUCGACCCAAGAUGGCUGCCAUCUGAAAGUAGAUUGUGUGAAGUUUUAUUUACUUUACUAAUCCUGUGCGGUUGAGACGCUUAUUCACAAUGAACGUGGUGCUGGCAGUGAAGCAGUAUGUGGCGAAGAUGAUAGAAGACAGUGGACCGGGCAUGAAGGUUCUACUGAUGGACAAGGACACGACCAGCAUAGUGAGCAUGGUGUAUGCCCAGUCUGAGAUCCUGCAGAAGGAGGUGUACCUGUUUGAGAGGCUGGACUCCCAGGGAAGGGAGAUCAUGAAGCACCUCAAGUGUAUCUGCUUCCUCCGACCCACAAAGGAGAAUGUUGAGUUCUUGUCCCAGGAACUGAAGAAUCCAAGAUAUGGUAUAUACUAUAUAUAUUUCAGUAAUGUGAUCAGCAAAAGUGAUGUAAAGAUCCUUGCAGAGAAUGAUGAACAGGAGGUGGUUAGAGAAGUACAGGAAUUCUAUGGAGACUACAUUGCUGUGAACCCACAUCUAUUCUCAUUCAACCUUUCUGGUUGCAGCCAGGUUACUUCUCUUCCUUUCUACCCUCAUCAGGGAAUCAACUGGACAUCUCAGGCUCUGGCUAGAAGCUGUCAAGGACUCACAGCCCUUCUGUUGGCGCUCAAGAAGUGUCCCAUGAUCAGGUUCCAGAACUCAUCAGAAAUGGCAAAACGAUUAGCAGAAAAUGUCAGACAAGUCAUCUCCAAAGAGGCAGGUCUGUUUGACUUCAGGAAGCCUGAUGUCCCGCCACUCUUACUGAUCCUGGACCGAAGAGAUGACCCAGUCACCCCACUGCUUAACCAGUGGACGUACCAGGCCAUGGUACAUGAGUUGUUAGGUAUCCAUAACAACAGGAUCGACCUGUCGUCCGUCCCCGGGAUUAGCCGUGACCUGAGGGAGGUCGUGCUGUCUGCAGAACAUGAUGAGUUCUACGCAAGUAACAUGUUCUUAAACUUUGGAGAGAUUGGCUCCAACAUCAAAGAGCUGAUGGAAGACUUCCAGAAGAAAACCAAGAGCCAGCAGAAAGUGGAGUCCAUUGCUGAUAUGAAGGCAUUUGUGGAGAACUACCCACAGUUCAAGAAGAUGUCUGGUACGGUUGCCAAGCACGUGACAGUGGUGGGAGAGCUGUCUCGCCUGGUGGGGGCCCACAAGCUCCUAGAGGUGUCCGAGGUAGAGCAGGAGCUGGCCUGCAAGUCUGACCAUUCCAAUCACCUGCAGAGUGUCAAGAAACUGUUCCAGGAUGAGCAGGUAUCAGAGCUGGACCUGGUGCGGCUGGUCCUGCUGUACGCGCUGCGGUACGAGAGGCAUCCCAACAACGAGGUGCACUGGAUGAUGGACGCCCUGGGAAGGAGGGGGGUUAGUGACAGAUACAAGAAGCUUGUGUCAGCGAUUGUGGAGUAUGGAGGAAGCAAGCGCCGUGGCACUGAUCUGUUUGGCACGGACAACACCAACCCCAUCUCCUUCACUAAGAAGCUCCUUAAGGGCCUUAAGGGUGUGGAGAAUGUGUACACUCAGCACACAUCCCUGCUGCAAGACGUUCUGGAUCAGCUCAUUAAGGGUAAACUGAAGGAUGGGAGUUACCCUUACCUGGGCACCAGCACCCUCAGGGACAGGCCUCAGGAUAUUAUAGUGUUCACCAUCGGUGGUGUGACGUAUGAGGAGUCUCUGGCCAUCCACAACAUGAACAGGACCACUCCAGGGGUCAGGAUAGUACUAGGGGGCACCACUGUUCACAACACAAAGAGCUUCUUGGAGGAGGUAUGGCAAGCAACACAGGGUCUGAGAUUCCAGUACACCAAUGCACAGGCCUCCCCACAGCAUAGAUGGACCUGAGUCUUGUAUUUAAAUUGACCAAAAAGUGAUGCAUUGAUUAGAACGCUCAAACUUAACAGUCAACUUGCUGUCCUUCAAACAUGUUAUACAGACAUCGCUACUGGCAUCAGUUAAGCCUCAAAGUCAUAAUAAUGAACCUGCAGUCUGCUGUAUACUAGCACAUGUAUUAUAAGUGUAGUCUUACCUGGAUCAGAUCAGUAUGAAAUGAGGAAGGUGAAACAGGAAGGUGAUUAUCUGGAGAGACACUGUCUGUAGCACUAAUGCUGUAACAAAUGUUGGUAAUACACGUCUGGGCUGAUAGCAUCUCUGCCAUCAGUGGAAGGGAUACUGCUGCAUUUCGUGAUAUUUGAGAAGCAUACAUCUUGUAAGCACUGAAGGUGCCAAGUUAGCUUUGUGCUAUUAUAUAGGAGCCAUUAGCCUGAGUGUCAAGCUGUGCUAGAUGUUGAUACUCAUGCUGCAUUCAAAGAAUUGUUGGAUUUCUGAUCUGACAGUAUUGAUGUUGAAACAUCAGGCUGCCUACAGAACACUGAUCAAUACCCAUUCUGGUGUACAAUAUGUGGCUGAUUUGAGCUGAAGUUUUGAAAUUGAUUCCAGGUCAGCAAUCACAUCCUCUCUUUCUGCCAUGCAGUAAGCCCAAGAAGCAAGUUGCAGAGAGUGAACACGUAGAAAAACAAUUUCCUCUUUACACCUGACUGUACAGGCACAGGCAGAGAACUGUGGCAGAUUUGUUUGCCGGCAAUGCAGAUCGGUUCACUGCACACAUAUUAAAAUGCAAACAUAUAGACAGCUUUUCUAAGCUUAAAGCCUUCUACAUAUACCAACCACUGAUAGAAACACUGAGUCAUGACUAAUGACUGUGCACAGUACUUCAACUACUGGAUAGAUUUUCACCCUCUGGCCCUUGCACGUAAUCAUGUUUCUUGUCCAUUGCCAAACAUCCUAUCAUUCAGGAAAGCGGAAACUUGAAAUCAGUCUGGGGGUCACAAGUCAAGCAGAAGAAACCCUCUGAUUGCUUGAAUAAUCCAAUAUAAAUCACAAUUUUCCUGCUGGAUUAGUUCUGUUGAUCUAUGGCACACUUAAUGCCAAUCCAUGCUGGGAGAAUUGUAGCUGACCUGUGGUGUGUUGGCAGACAUGCCCCGAGGAAUACCGUAAAAGGCUUUUGAUUUGGAAGGGAAGAAUUUCAGCAACUGUAGAGUCUGAAGUGAAUGACGUAGCCAAUGUGUCCAUUUCCAGCUUGACUGGCAUUAAUGGUAAUAGGUAAAAAACAAAACUGGUCAAGAUGUCAGAGUGAAAAAAGAACUCCUCAACUUUUUGCAGUUUUACAGUACAUGCCUAUCAAUGACUAUCAAUCAGCAGCUGCAGUUUGGCUGCCAAGGUGCCAUGGGCAUGUUUUCUCCUGAGACUUGUUGGUGACUGGAGGGAGCACAUUAACCUUGACACACCUUGAAUGUGUUCUACUUUGGUGAAGCUCAUGAAAUAUGCAGGUGUCAAUGCGAAUUAUCCAGAGGUGUUAAAGUUAGGCAAGGUUUUGUGUUGCAUAUCAUCAGUUGGGUGAUAGGUAUUAUGCACAUUUUUCCAGAUGUGUUUGUACAAAGUAUAAUUAUCAUAGAAGCUCAUCUUUGUAGAUAAUAAUCAUAGGACAAUGCUAAAUAUGUGUUUGUACAACCAGUUGUAUUCCACUUCUUUCACUCAUAUUUAUGGUUAGAUUUAACCAAUGGCUGCUAUAAUGAUGUUCAAUGCUUCAGUAGAGGAAGAACAAAAGCGCUGACAAAGAAAGUAUUACAGUGUAGAUAGACAUAAACUAAGAUGCUUAUGAUUCAAUGUGUUAGAAGUAUUUUGUUGGUAGGAACAUCCCAGAUGAAAGCUUUAAAUUUGGUAUGAUGGUACAAUUAAACAUUGUUUGUGUACACGUAACUGCUUGCUUUGCAACACUAAGGCAGUCUUAUAUACAUCGGAUGUUGGAAAGAGGGCUACUCUCAAGAGGAGUACGUUACUUGUUUUGAUGAAUAGAUUAUGAUUGCCAUCAUUCCCUGUAGAGAUGUAAGUACUGUGAUGACAGCUCCUAUUCCUGAUGUAUUAUUCUGUGGAAGACUUUACCCAUUGGGACUUAACAUGAAUGACAUGCUUAACAAGAGCGUACACAGCAGGGGAAUACAAACCUCUUCUGUAGCAUACCCCUCUAACAUUACAUGCCAGGUUAAGUAUUGUGCAAUGUAAUUUUAUCUGCCAUUUUUAUCUAUUUACAGUAAAACGGAUGCCAAAAUAAGGGUUUUCUUUGCAAUGGCAGUUUUAACAUUGUGCUAAUACAAAUCACCAUUCGCAAUCAACGACUACUGUUUUUCUACAUCAUGUAUAGUGUGUGUAGUUCUACGCAUAUGAAGUUGAUUCGCCCUAUAAGUAAAAAGAACAGAUGGCCGUGUAUAAUACAUUGGCCCUGAAAUCCCCUCAAAUCUAUUAAGUGCUGCAAACAUUACCAGAAAAUCCUGCAAAAUUCGUUGAUAAGUCAAAAAGGAGACAAUAUGAAAACCAUUAUUAAAUGUUAGAUUGAGCUCGGUAAAGAAAACUGCAAUUUGUUCUGUUCUGAUGCAUUUCUAGUUCGUUUGUUUCAUAGAGACAAUAUGUAUAUUAAAGACAUCAAUAGCAAAUGUUAA